This is a messenger RNA of Penicillium manginii, 555 nucleotides long. RefSeq lists its product as uncharacterized. Bases 1 to 555 code for a protein of 184 amino acids. The transcript has a single exon. Gene Ontology annotation, molecular function: ATP binding; protein kinase activity. The record is from RefSeq and is a predicted model, not a curated record. Lineage: Eukaryota; Fungi; Ascomycota; Eurotiomycetes; Eurotiales; Aspergillaceae. Gene Ontology annotation, biological process: protein phosphorylation.
AUGUAUGACAAGAAUGAACGUAACGGGCUUGCAGCUAGACAAGAAUCUCCUGUCAGCUGCGACUGCGAAUUAUCUUUCACGUCUAGACGAGGUUUCCCUCAUCCUGGACAUCCUUCCCAGAAGUACACCCUUAAUUGGAAAAUCAAUCAGGCAGGUCUAGGAUGGCUCAGUCUCGGCAACUACUUUGGUUACUCUACCGUCCUAAUCAAGAGGAGAGAAGCAAACAAAGAGCAAAGUUACUUCCCAGCACUACAGUCGGUCUUUCACCAGAAUUUGGUCGGCUUGGUGGAAGCAUUCUAUGAUGAGGGCUUUCUCUACCUAACUUACAACUACGACGGACUGGUUGUAAGCUUGUCGCAAGUCACCACUACCCCGAGCGUUAUUUUGGGAGAGUUCGAGACUGCGGGCAUCCUUCGUGGCAUCCUACGCGGCCUGGAAUAUGUACAUGAGCGUCUCAGAAUUGGACAUGGAAAUAUUGACGGGGAUAAUAUCCUUUUGACUCCAGAUGGCAUCGUUAAGAUUGGUGAGCAUGAAGUUUGUCAGGUCAUCAAUUAA